Molecule: messenger RNA, 4314 nt
Organism: Drosophila melanogaster (fruit fly)
Lineage: Eukaryota; Metazoa; Arthropoda; Insecta; Diptera; Drosophilidae
Gene: MetRS-m
Product: Methionyl-tRNA synthetase, mitochondrial
Exons: 6
Coding region: 85-1833 (582 amino acids)
Biological process (GO): methionyl-tRNA aminoacylation; tRNA aminoacylation for protein translation
Cellular component (GO): mitochondrion; mitochondrial matrix
Molecular function (GO): aminoacyl-tRNA ligase activity; nucleotide binding; methionine-tRNA ligase activity
Source: RefSeq, marked reviewed
GUUCAAUGUUAUAAAAUCAACCGGCAAAUUGUUUAGACGUUUUUUUUUUUUACUUAUUUGUAUAUUAAAAUAGCUUUUAAAGUGAUGCUUAUUAGAAGAAUUAAGUGCCUCAGAUAUUUGGGAACUCGCUACAACAGUUCGCACUAUGUGACAACUCCAAUUUUCUAUGUAAAUGCAGCUCCUCACAUUGGACACCUGUACUCAGCGGUCAUAGCCGAUGCCCACUGUCGCUACCAGAGGCUAAGGUAUCCAGAGCAGGAUGUACGACUCUGCACGGGAACGGAUGAGCACGGCACAAAGAUCCAGCAGGCGGCAUCUCUUCACGGGGUGCCCGUUGCCAAAUACUGUGAUGAUAUAUCGCAGCGAUAUCGAGAGGUCUUCCGCAGUGCCAGCAUCCAGCAGGAUGACUUUAUUCGCACCACGGAGGAUCGCCACAAGCGGGCAGUGGCCAAUUUCUGGCGCACACUUCACACACGCGGCCACAUAUAUUCGGCCGCCUACAGUGGUUGGUAUUGCGUGUCUGACGAAACCUUCCUCACCGACUCCCAGCUGAGAUUGGACGAGGCCACUGGUACCCGAUACUCCCUGGAAUCUGGACAUCCCGUCGAGUGGACCGAGGAAACGAACUAUAUGUUUCGACUGUCACAAUUCCAGGACGAUGUGCGCCAUUGGGUGAAAACGGAGGCGCGCGUACGUCCGGCCAAGUUCGAAAAGAUUCUGCUGGAUACGCUCAGCGAACCACUGCCGGAUGUAUCGGUAUCACGUCCUUCCAACCGCGUACACUGGGCCAUUCCCGUUCCCGAUGAUGACUCGCAGACUGUCUACGUCUGGUUAGAUGCUUUAGUCAACUAUCUCAGCUCUGUGGGAUAUCCAGAUGAAAAGUUUUCUGCCCACUGGCCACCGGCGCAGCAAGUGAUAGGGAAGGACAUCCUCAAGUUCCAUGGCAUUUACUGGACAGCUUUCCUCCUGGCUGCCGGCUUGGAACCUCCUGGACAGCUGUACGUUCACUCGCAUUGGACCGUCGAUGGGCAGAAGAUGUCAAAGAGCAAGCACAACGUGGUGGAUCCCCUCCAGGCAGCGCAGCAGUACACCAUGGAGGGCCUGCGAUACUUCCUUCUGCGGGAGGGCGUGGCCCACAGCGAUGGCAACUACAGCCACGUAAAGGCGCAGCGCAUCCUCAACUCGGAGCUGGCGGACACCCUGGGCAAUCUGCUAUCGCGUGCCAGUGCCAAGUCGCUGAAUCCCGGCCAAAUCUAUCCAUCACCCAGCGCGGAGCACUUGGCGGAUCUCCUCCGGAGCCUGGAUGUGGCAAAACGCCUGCAGGAUUCGCUUCUGCAGCUGUCAGAGCGAUGCGAGUCGCAUUAUGAGUGCAAUCACUUCCACUUGGUGGCCGACACAACGAUGGCGGCUCUGCAUGCGGCCAACAACUUCUUCGAGAGCUCCAAGCCCUGGACGCUAAAGGCGGGAGCACCGGAUGGCAACCAGGCCCGUUUGGAGACCAUAAUCGCCAUGACAAUGGACGCGUUGCGGCUCAGCGGCAUUGUGUUGCAGCCCAUAAUUCCCCAGCUGGCCAACCGGCUGCUCGAUAAGCUGAGCGUCCCCACCGCGCAACGUGGCUGGAAUUACUUGGCCGAGAGUUUUGCCACCAGCCCCAACAGCUCCAACAGUCCUGCGGGACUCGGCGAGAGCCGUCAAUUGGACGGGCAAACCAGUGCGCUGCUCUUCCAGCGGAUUCUCGAAGAGACGUCUGCGAAGGAAGUGAAGGAGCAGAAGCCGCAGCCAGCCAAGCGGAGCAAAUCGAAGAAGAAGGAGCGCCGCGAAACAAUGUCCUGAAGUGGCCGUAAUAAACUGAUUCCAAAGCCAAGCAUUUCUUCAAGACGAGGGGUUAAUUAUGUCAUAAACUUUCAUCUUAUCAACUUUGGUAGCUUUAUAUUUUUCAAUUAAAUUUAAAUGCGCUCAGAAAAAUAUCCGUACAAAUUGUUAAUAACCAAGCACAGAACGAAAAAUUAGUAUUUUCUAACUAAAACUUGUUCCCAUUGCAAUGCUUUGUAACUUUCGCCAAAAACCGUUGUCAACUUGGGCGGGCAAUCAAAAUCACAGGCCAAACAACUUGGCCAACUUUGGGUUUUCUGGCUCCCAUUCCGAGUCUCAUUAAAAUCCACUUAAUUAUGUGCAGGAAGGAAAAAGCAGUGCCGUCAGCAGCAUCGCUGUCUCAUAUUCCUUUGUAAUUUAUUACGCGUAAUUGAAGUCAGCAUCAGGUGGCAAGAAUGGGACGUUAUUUAUGGCCUUCAAUUGGUAAACAGGUUGAGGGCAGGCCACCAAGCCGAACUUCAGGCCAGACUUUUAUUUGUUAAUUUAUUUUAAUUUCCAGAGGCGAACCCCAAAAAAAGAAAAAAAAAAACGAAUAAAAACACACCAUGAAAACGACCCAACGAACUGGGUAAUCAAAAUGAAUGGCAAAAUGUGGCUCUCAAUCCGAGUGGUUGUGCAUAUGGCAGUGGAAUGAACUGGCUGAGGGCCAAGUAAAGUGCAACCAUUAGGGCAAAUUGCUGGCUGGCCCUGUGGAGUAGACAAAGCUGAUUAGAUUAGACUCGCCAGUCAAUUGCAUAUCCGCGACUUCGAGGAUAUAGUUUAAUUAGGAUUCCCCCCCUUAGAAAGUCAGCUCUCGACAUCAAUCAAGUCUCAAGCGCAGAAGUCGAAAAUCAUUGGCCAAGAAGUGCACUUUUAUCGCUACUUGAUUGUCCGCAAUUCCUCUAGUGCGUUGCAAUUGGUGAUAGGAAACCACAGUAUUUUGUCCCAACACUGAUACUUCGAAAUUUUAUAAUAUAAUAUCAUAAUAAUAUAGUAAAUACAUAUUCUAGAUCAGUAUCUACAGUCGAUAUAGCCAUGUAUGUCCGUCCGGUUUUUAAGCAAAAUUACCUCCUAAAUCUGCCCAAUUAGGCGUAUAUAUUACUUUGUUAUUAGUUUAAAUAUAAAUUCUGCAAAGGGUAUAUAAACUUCGACUUGCCGAAGCCAGCUUCCUUUCGUGUUCUUUCAAAAUCAUGCGCCUUUCCCAUCAGUGGUUUUUGUUAAUUGCACGAGAAGUGCAGACAUUACCGCCGCUAUCAGCUGCAGGUAAACAACAAUUUAGCUCCAUUUUGCCGUAGACCAACGCUUAACUCUCUUUCCCAGAUUCCGCCCCCUCCUUUUGGUCCAGAUUGCCAAUUAGGGCGUCAAAAUGUGCGGGCUUUUGGACCCAGUUAACUUGCAAUUUGCAGUGCAGGCCGAAUCUGUGGAGAUGCUGAUGCGAAUGUUCACGUUCACAUUCAAGUUGAUGCAGACAGUUUGCUGUUGGCCAGAAAAGUUAGCACAUCUCAUAGACAGAUCGAGCAAUUAGUGCAAGGGAUUGAUGCAUUGUCUGCCUUGAAAUAUGGCAAUGAAAUUCGAUAUGCAGAAUUUGAUUACUUCAAUAUGGGGAGAAUAUUUUCUGACAUGCCAAUUAAGUAAGAAAAUUUGAUUCAUUAAUAUGUACAAUAUACAACAUACGGAGAAUGCUGACCAUAUAAGCUUAACAAACAUUACAUAACGAUGUAGUGCUUUCCAAAUUUCAAUAAACAUCAAUACCUAUUUACGCAUUUACCAUGUGACCCAAAGGCAGUUUAGGAAAUCUAAUAAAAUGUAAAGUAAAGGUGUUGACAUGGAAAAUCUGUGUAAGCAACAUUUAAUGAAUUAAUAGUUUGAAAGGCACGCCAGAAGACCACUUAAAUAUUAUCUCUCCAAGAUUCCUCUGCCAAGGAUCAGGCACUUUGAUCUGCGGUACAUAAUUUAAUAUCCAAGCGUACGAAAUGAAAUUGUAUAAUGCAAGCAAAUUAAAUUGACGUUAAUGAGACAGCAGUGGGCGAAGGAAAAGCAAGUGAACAGGACAGGGGAGCAUAAACAAGCGCAUCAACAUGCUUGACUUGUAAAAAGUUGUGAAGUUUGCAUUUUAAAUGAAAUUAUGCAGGCGCGGGGAUGGGUAAGUCAGGUAAUAGGGUUAAUGAUUCACUUUAAAUGCUGCUUAAACUCGAACGCAGAACCCAAAGUGGUUGUUGUUCAAGCAGUUGUUGCUCUUGCCGCGGAUGCUACCCCCUGUUGCACUUUGAUUAAUUACAAACUUGCUUUGUCGAGAUUGCCGCCGUCUGCCGGCCACAGCUCUGCACUCCGGCAAUGCAUAAUUUAAUUUGCCUGCCAGCCACGUGGCGUAUGCGCAAUAUUGUAAAUGAAUUAGCCCGCGCUCCAAGUUGCCACUUGGCAAUGCUUAAGCAGUGUUUCGAUGGGGUAGCCUCAAAGACAACG